AUGAGAACUAUGAGAACAUUGAGUACUAUGACAACAAUGAGAACAUCAACACCGACAACAAUAAGAACAUUGAGAACACCGAGAGCUAUGACAACAAUGGGAAGUGUGAUAACAUUGAGUAUUAUGACAACAAUUAGGACUAUGAGAACAUUGGGUACUAUGACAAAAACAAGAACUAUGAGAAGACUGAGUGCUAUGACAACAACGAGAAUUGUGAGAACAAUGAAUACUAUGACAACAACGAGAACCAUGAGAACAGUGAGCAGUCUGACAAGAAUGUGA
Didymodactylos carnosus is the source of this 282-nucleotide messenger RNA. NCBI's taxonomy places the organism in Eukaryota, Metazoa, Rotifera, Eurotatoria, Philodinida, Philodinidae. The record is from the annotation of a GenBank genome assembly.